GAACUCAAUAAUGUGUGUGUGCUGUGUGAAACACUCUAGUGACUUACAGUCUGUGAUCACAUAGAAACACUCUAGUGACUUACAGUCUGUGAUCACAUAGAAACACUCUAGUGACUUACAGUCUGUGAUCACAUAGAAACACUCUAGUGACUUACAGUCUGUGAUCACAUAGAAACACUCUAGUGACUUACAGUCUGUGAUCACAUAGAAACACUCUAGUGACUUACAGUCUGUGAUCACAUAGAAACACUCUAGUGACUUACAGUCUGUGAUCACAUAGAAACACUCUAGUGACUUACAGUCUGUGAUCACAUAGAAACACUCUAGUGACUUACAGUCUGUGAUCACAUAGAAACACUCUAGUGACUUACAGUCUGUGAUCACAUAGAAACACUCUAGUGACUUACAGUCUGUGAUCACAUAGAAACACUCUAGUGACUUACAGUCUGUGAUCACAUAGAAACACUCUAGUGACUUACAGUCUGUGAUCACAUAGAAACACUCUAGUGACUUACAGUCUAAGUUCAACCAACAGGAGUCGUGUGAAAUACAUUCCUAGUGGUGCGUUUCAUUGUAGGCCGAGUUCUGGAUAGUUUGUUGUUUUUGAAUAAGUUAUGUCUUGAUUUACUUUUGCGUUGGACAACUUAUCAUUACUUAGAAGUGAUUUUUAAAGUUUAUCAAGAAUGUUAAAGCGUUUCAUACGAGCACUUUUGUUUGAAUUAGAAUGACCUCAUUACCAUAUGGCUUCAUAACCAUAUGACCUCAUUACCAUAUGAACUCAUUUGAAGACCUCAUUAUGACUCUUUCUGAAAGCACUAUGCGACGAUCUAUUUUCAUAUUUGUUCAGCCCAUUCAAUAAGGCAUUUACGCUUUUAAAUAGUGGAUUAUUUCAACCUGCCAUCAGAGGGCAAAGUAUUCAUAGCUGUCAAGUAUUACAGUCGUAUAGACAUGGCAUCAGCCUAUAUGGGCCCUGAGAGACACCAGCCACUGGCUGUUAUCUCUGAAGGUUAUCAGGACAAGUUGAGGAUCCCUGAGUACAGAGAGGACGAGAAGUUUAGUUUUGGAGAAGAGUACGAGAACAGGCUUUACCUCCUUCUGGACACUUACUUGGAGCUGAGAACCACUGACAAAAUGAUCUACGUCGGCGAUCUGAGGGGCAGUCUGGCGGAUACAAUAGCCGAGAAGUUCUGUUUGGUUCACCCCAUUCUGUCAGUGUUGCCUGGGCACUUCCACUAUGCCGAAGCAGACGACGGCAACAGAGUGGUGCCCAUUAGGUUAUCUCACCUUGGGGCGGAGGAAUUUUUUCGAAAUUUAGCCCAAGACACAUCGACCUCAAAAGAGAAAUAUGAUAAGAUUUUGAUCGAAGACUGCGUGAGGUACCUGGCAGAGCCACAAACAUUGUAUAGAAACAUGAUUGCCUGUUUGGCGCCAGAAGGCAAAAUUGUUAUAAUCCACAGAUCUGUGGAGCUCAGCACGCUUCCUUACUUUGAAGACGCCAAGACAAGAUUGGAGAAGAACGAGCCCCCAUACACAUGCAUCAUCAAGGACCUGCAGAGCAGCAGGCUAGACGUAACCUGGGAGCUGGAAUGUCUGCCCGUGCGAAUGUCCAAGAAGAAGUGGCUGGCCAUGAUCAUGGAUAAGUUUCCGCCUCACAUGGAAGUGUUGAGCCACAUAGAACGGCUGCGUGGUCUACGGGAGCUAACUGAGGGAAUUUUAAAAUACGAAGCAGACAUUAUGGAGUUUAUGGAUCGCCUUUUAUUUAUCACAGCCACGCCCUGCCAGCCUCCAGCCAUUAUUCCCAGCUUGCACAGAAACGGGGCGGAGCUCAUGGUGCAGCCUCAAGACACGCCCCUCAAGUACGUCAUGAAGAUGCAGGCCGAGGAUCUGACGGCCUUGACAUGUGAACAGUGUGCUCGCGGCCUCUGAACGCUAGCAUAGGUCCAUUCACUUUAUGAAUCAUAUUGAACUUUAAAAAUGUGUGUCUCCUGGUUAAAAGACAAAGAGUAGAGAGAAAGGGUGUACUUAACAAAACAUGUAUUUUAAAAAUCUAAUUCUGUUUUAUUUUUAAGUGAUAAGCCGCAUAGAACGGCUGCGCGGUCUACGGGAGCUAACCAAGGAAAUUUUGAAAUACUAAGAAGACAGUGUAUGUUAGCUCCCUUGAAAAUUUACAUAUAUACAUAUAUAUAUAU
Biomphalaria glabrata is the source of this 2189-nucleotide messenger RNA. RefSeq lists its product as uncharacterized. Lineage: Eukaryota; Metazoa; Mollusca; Gastropoda; Planorbidae. The coding region runs from base 949 to 1926 and encodes 325 amino acids. The transcript is spliced from 6 exons. The record is from RefSeq and is a predicted model, not a curated record.